This is a messenger RNA of Myripristis murdjan (pinecone soldierfish), 1779 nucleotides long. RefSeq names its product putative cyclin-dependent serine/threonine-protein kinase DDB_G0272797/DDB_G0274007. The record is from RefSeq and is a predicted model, not a curated record. The transcript is spliced from 5 exons. The coding region runs from base 204 to 656 and encodes 150 amino acids. NCBI's taxonomy places the organism in Eukaryota, Metazoa, Chordata, Actinopteri, Holocentriformes, Holocentridae.
UCGGAUGGCUGCAGGAUGAGGAGCCGCUGAAAGAGACUGGGCCAACUCUGACACGGGACCCAAAAAAACUGAGAGCAGAGAGCAGCUUCAAAUGCAAAGUUUCCAACCGCGUCAGCUCUGAAAUCAGCCAGCCGGUUAAAAAAACCUGUCCUGAGUCUAAGCAACCUGCCCCUGAACUGUUAUUUGGCUUUGAGUUCUGGACCAUGGUGGGCAUCCUGGCUGGUGGAGGAGGUCUUGUUCUGUUGCUGAUUAUCGUCACCAUCGUUUUAUGCACCCGGGCCAGACGCCGACGACACAAUCGACUGAAGGAGGAGGAAGAGCUUCGACUGGGAUGGUCUGCUCAACAACAACAACAACAACAGCAGCAACAUCAACAUCAACAUCAACAUCAUCAUCCUCACCACCAUCAGCAUCAGCCGGCCGGACACACUGGUCCUCGGCAGCACCGGUCCAAAGCGCCCCGUAACCCGGAGCAUCCCAGAAGUGCUGACAACCCCUGUCCCAACCCCCGCCACCCCCAUCCCCGGCCCAGCCCCAGAAUCCCUGACCAGGGCUCAAGGCCAGCUGAGGUAGAUGAGGACCAGCCUCCUCCUCUUCCUCAGCCCAGGAAGAAAGGUCCCAGAACUCAAAGAACGAGAUAUGACGUCAAUCCAUGAUUUCAGGAGAUGGAUCCUCUUGUCCUGGUCUCGCCUGCCUUUCUCUGCUCCUUCAGUCUCCUCCUUUACUGAUUCCCCUCACUCCUGAUCUUCUCCUGUGACAAAACCUCCUACUUCACAUCCCGCUCCAUCAAGAUCAAGUAUUUUAUGAAAAGUUUUCUUCCAAGAGCCAAGUUCAGUCUGAGACAUUUCACUUGUCUGUGCUUUGGGGCUCAAAAACAUGGUGUCGUGAAAAGCAUUUUCUGUAAAACAACUGUGCUCUUUAUUCUGUAACACAGUAAAAGCUGUGCAAUCCUGAAAUUUUACCUUAAACUAUGAAUAGUCACACUUAAGCAAAUGAGUUUUGAUGGCAUCCCAAAACCAGAGGACAAACUUUGGGGAACUUCCAGCUUUUAUUACCUUGUACAGACUCAUAAUGUUAAUAUGAUGAUGUAUUUUUAGCUAAAUCUUUCGUAUCCAUACUCUGAUAUUUUACUCUAGAGCACAUUGUGAUAAGUGGGUCUUGUGCAAUGUGCAUAAAUGCUUGUUUGCUAACACUUCAGUCAUUAAUGUUAGCCUGCAAGUAGCCUAACAUUACUGUAUUCUGUAUGAAGACAGGUGAUCACUUAGAAAGCCAAUGAGCUGAAAUCACAAACUAAUGCAACAAAUUAAUUGAUAAACUAACUGUGAAUGCAUCUAACAUAUAUCAUGGCAAUUGGCCAGGUUUAGCCAUGUCUUAUGUGGAAAGUUAACAUUUUGGCAUGAGGGUGGUGGUAGAGGAAAGGUCAUGAGGUCAUCAAACUGAUAGGGUUCAUCCUCUGCGGAGCAUGAAUGUGUUCAUUAAAUUUCAUGACAAUGUGCCCAGUAGAUUUAAGGACAUGUUGUCAUGCAGCAUUGAUAUUGCCAUGUGUAACAUAAAGUAUGUUUUAUAUUGAACCUGUAUUUAUUUACAUUCAGUAGGAGCUGUAAUAUUGUAACAAACUCAUAUUCAUGAUUUUAUUGUCAUCAUGAAAUAGCAAACAACUUAAAGGGCCAUACCGCUGUUUUUGCUUGUGUUAGCCUAUUCACUACAGUUCCUGUAAACCUUAUAUUAUUACCAACCCCUUUUCAAAAUAUAAUUUACUCUUAUAUACAUAAAAAAAAA